AUGAGAGAUGGUGCGAAUGCGCCGUUUGACGUAGUAUUGCAGUACUUGAAGCCAUGUAAAUUCAACGAUUACGGUCCGGAACGUACGAUAGAGACAUGGUACUCAAAAGCGGGUAGAAUCGAGCGCCACAACCGUACUGAAAUCGCAUAUACAUUUAUCAGACCUGAUAUCGAUGACCACGCCGCAUCGGAAUUCAUGAAGAUCGAACAGCAACAGGGAGAUGGAACUGUGGAUGAAGUCGAGGGAGGAGAGUCCUCGUCAAAAUCUUGAGAGAUCAUCCGUCAAUCGUUCCAUAGAUAUAUCAAUGGCUCAUCUGGUCCUCUGUUACUUGCACAAGUUUAUCUGUGGUUGAAUGUGCUUAUCCUCUGUCUAUAGAGGGGAUGGAUUUAGUUGAUGGGGGGGGUUUUCACUUGUCGCAAAGGUGCGGAGGUAAACCCGUUUAUAAAGAUUAGGUACUUAAUAAGAGGUUCAUUUACAAAAAAUUAAUUGAAGGCCAAAUUUGAAUGAUAAAUGAUUUCCAAAG
Botrytis deweyae is the source of this 523-nucleotide messenger RNA. RefSeq lists its product as uncharacterized. The transcript has 2 exons. Bases 1 to 270 code for a protein of 89 amino acids. Lineage: Eukaryota; Fungi; Ascomycota; Leotiomycetes; Helotiales; Sclerotiniaceae. The record is from RefSeq and is a predicted model, not a curated record.